This is a messenger RNA of Gadus chalcogrammus (walleye pollock), 7300 nucleotides long. Its product is annotated as protein mono-ADP-ribosyltransferase PARP14-like. The transcript has 26 exons. The record is from RefSeq and is a predicted model, not a curated record. Gene Ontology annotation, molecular function: transcription corepressor activity; NAD+ poly-ADP-ribosyltransferase activity. Gene Ontology annotation, cellular component: nucleus; cytoplasm. NCBI's taxonomy places the organism in Eukaryota, Metazoa, Chordata, Actinopteri, Gadiformes, Gadidae. Gene Ontology annotation, biological process: negative regulation of gene expression. Bases 346 to 6426 code for a protein of 2026 amino acids.
AACUUUCGGAACAACACUUAGCCCUCUAUAGGGUCAGAUUUAUCUCAAACCCUUAACACACUUGUGGUUCCACUUUACCUUUCACAAUAUAGAGUAUGAAAGCUAGGAGACAACCUCAAAUAAGUUCAAGCAUGCAGGUAAACAACAUGGAAUUACAGCUAUAGAAAACCAUGCAUGCCUGUUUUUUUUCAUCAAAGUAGGCUGUCGUUGUUUUGGUCAAUAGGAGGCGGGCAUUAUUUGGAAAACGAAACAGAAAGCAAACCCAAGGGGUUUUCGCACCCAUUGGCAAAAGAAAGCUUACAUUAAAGGGCGAUCUGCGACGCUGUGUAUUCUGAAUGUUGAGCAAUGGCAGGGAAAACUCUUAUUCUGGAGGGUCUAACUGCCGACUUGGACGAUCAAAUCAAAUCAAAGUUAUCAUCGUACUUCCAAAUCAAGAGGCGAUCUGGAGGAGGCGAGAUAUCAGAACUCUACUCAGAUCCAACCGAUAAAAGAAAAGUUGUACUGGUCUAUGUCGAUGACAAAGUUCGAAACGAAGUUUUGUCGAGAAAGACUCAUCAAGUUGAUCUCAAAGGGUCACUGGGGGUAGUAACGCUGCACGUUACACUGCCAGAGGAUGUCAAGUCAGAGCCCGUGUUAUCUUCUGAAGCAGACUUCGUCUGCUAUGACGAGGCAAAGGAAGACGCGGCGCUACUGCGUGUCACCAGUGAGCGCUGCCGGGAAUCCCUCGAGAUGUUCUUUGAACAGUGUAUCAAAGAUCCUAUUCUUAGAAAACAUGGGAAAAACACAUGGAUCCUACAAACGUCCAAUAAAGCAGAUAUGGAAAGUGUAUGUGCCAGCAAUCUGCAGCAGUAUGGCAUAUCGGUGGAGGUGUACAAGGAGAAGGAGGAGGAUGGCUUGGUGGACAGACGGCGGUUUGUCCUCAGCGGCUUGGACGACUGCUGCUCCUCCGACACCCUCUCCAUGUACAUCCACAGCUGCAGCCAACGGGCGGGGCACAGCUGGGAGGCUGUGGGUGGAGACAGCAUCGUGGUCACCUUCAAAGAGGACAUAGAUGGGUACCAAUUCAUGACAAACAUUUUCACCAAGAGAUUUAACAACAAAAAGAUUGAGGCCUGUCGUUUGGAACUGACCAAAUCUGUUAUUGUACAAGGAGACAUGAGUCAAAUUUCUGAAGAAUUCCUUACACUGCAUUUCUCCAACAAAAUGCGCAGUGGAGGGGACAUAAUUAAGUCUUUUGUCCAUGUCAACCAAAACAAAAGCAUUGUAAUUACCUUUGAAGACUGGAAGGUUGCUCAGAGGGUAGCCGAACGCAAACACACUCUGAUGAAAAAGGAACUUGUGGCACAACUCUUCUACCCUGACCUCCAGUGGGUUUUGACAGGACAAACACACCUCCAGGACAAUUUAUCAACUGAUAUUGCCAUCCCAGUCACACCUGACCUCCUGAGAUUUAUCAGUUGCAAUGAGAUCUUUCGAGAAGAGCUCACGUCUGCGCUUCAAAGGGUCGAGGCAAUGGUUUCCUUCAACUUUGACUCAAAACACCCACAAUUGGAGCUGAAGAUGUCAAUGAACAAGUAUUCAUUGGGUCUUCUCCGGCAUGGCUCCUCCUGGGAGAGUAAUGCUCGAAGAGAGGUUCAGACUCACUUGGAGAAGUACAUUGUGGAGCACAUCCCAAUGAAGGCUGAGGUCUGGCAGGCAGUUAAGGGUAGUUGUCCCGAAGUCAAUGUUGCUACCGCCCUCAUCGCCUAUAAAAUCUGCUCCUCAGAGUUAGUGGUUGUCGGGAGAUGGGAGGAAGUAGAGACACUUGUGAAGGAGAUCAAGAGCAAGAUGGAAAAGGCCAGUGAUGAGCUCCAUGUAGUGAAAAACACCAUAGAGAAAGAGAUCCAACUCGACUCCAAAGAAAGGUUAGAUCUCACGUUAGAUCUUGUUAGGGAUGAAUUGGUGGAUUUGGACCUAUCCAAAAAUAAUGAAAACUUUACCAUACAUCUUAAGGGGCUCAGUGAAAAGGUGCAAACGGCAGAAACCCGAAUCCAUGAAUUCCAAGAUACUUUGACUUCGAAAAAGCUUGAUUCUUCCCAUAACCUUAUACAGUUUUUGCAGUCCCUUGACUUAACGAAGUUCCGAAAUGAUCACUUUUCUCUGGACAACAUUGUCGCUGUUGUGAUCUGUGGCAAGGAGUCUGUCUCAGUUCUCGCUAAGAAGGGCGACAUUGACAGGGCCGAAAAUAAACUCAAGGAGGUAAUCAAGCAAGAAGCUCUUUCUAUUUCCGGGGAGUACAACAAGGAAACCUUUGCUGAGCAAUGGAAAACUUUUUACGCGGAACUCAAAAAGGAACUUGAAUCUACUCAGAACUCGCAAAAUGUUCUCAUUGAAUAUUCAGGGGACAAAAUUGUGUUAUGUGGAUUCCGUUCUGUGGUCGACAAUGUCAUUGCCAAGGUUAAGGGAUGUCUUGAGAACAAGAAAGUAGUGACAGAAGACAUCCCUCUGAAAACGCUGCAGGAGGUUGAAUUUGUUGAGUCUUUCAUGAAUCUCCCAGCGGAUCCUCAGCUCAAAGCCCUGGGGGUCACCAUUUUGCCCUGCCGAUCUCCACAAUCUCCAUGUCUCAAAGUCACAGCUACACGUGAUCAUAUCAAAGAAGCCAUAGAUGUGGUGAAUAGUCACAUCAGAACAAUAACAACCACAAAGUACAUGUACUCAAAAGCUGGUGAGGCAAAGAUCCUGAAAAAUAACAACUCUUUACUCAAGAUGCAGGCGAAAGGCUUGAGCUGUAACCUUGAACUAUCAGAACAGAAUAUCACUCAGCGGUUCAGCUAUGAUCUCAAGGGUGGUGUGACAUUGACACUUGCUCAGGGUAAUAUUGCCAAACAGACUUCAGACGUUUUGAUUUGUCCACUGGUCAACAUGUCCUAUAACAAUCCUGUUGCACAGCAAUUCCUAGAAAAUGGAGGACCCGAGAUUAAAAAUGCUAUCGAUGGAUUUGAGAAGGCGAAGCAAAGUCUUUUGGCCGGAGAUGUGAUCAUGACCAAUGCGGGCACUCUAAAAUCCAAAAAGCUCAUAUACGCAGCAAUCCCAGUUUGGGGAAAAAGUAUUUCAGAUCUGAAUUCUACGUACCUUGUGAGAGCAGUUUUACAAAGUCUUGUGAAGGGUUCCAACCACCAUUGUGGCUCAUUGGGCAUGCCAGCACUAGGAUGUGGAACCUUUGGGUUUCCGAUAAAAGACAGCUGUGAAGCAAUAAUGAAGGGGAUAAAUAGCUUCAUUGGUUUGGGUUGUGGAUCAAUGCUGACCAUUCAUCUGACUGAGUCUGAUCCCAAAACAGUUGAAGGAUUUAAAUCUGCCCUUGAAAGCUUGGGUUACCAUCCAACAGAUCCCACCAAAACCAAGAUACCACUCAUUCCUUCCUCAACAGGUGCCUCCCAUAUUGGACCCCUUCCAUCUCUACAAGCGUCAAACACAAUAGUGAUUGGAAGAGUCUCUGUGAUCUUGAAGAAGGCAGACAUCACUCAGGAGAAUGUAGAUGUCAUCGUGAAUUCAAGCAACCAGAAUCUAGAUCUGAACACUGGUGUGUCUGGGGACAUCCUUAAGGCAGCUGGACAAUCUGUGGUGGAUGAAUGCAAAAAACAUGGUCCCCAGGCUGUUGGCAAUGUUGCGCUCACGGGUGGUGGAAACCUGAACUGUAAACAUAUCGCUCAUAUUGCGGGACCUGCAAAGACAACUGCAUCUAUACUCCAGGUUCUUCAGCUGUGUGAAAGCAAGCAAGCUGCCACUGUGUCUGUUCCUACCAUUGGCACAGGAAAAGGUGGCUGUCUCCCUGAGGAUUCUGCGAAGGCCAUGCUACAGGGCUUGAGACAACAUAUAUUAUGCACUCCCUUAUCCAGCCUUAAAACGAUCUUUUUAGUGGCCUUUGAAGACCGGACUUAUGAAAUCAUAAAGAAGUAUUUCAAUAAGCCGAGAUAUAGUAAAACCCCAAGGGCCGGCAUACAAAUGAUGGCUGUACCGGUUGCACCACCUCUGAAUCAAGCUCUAGUUAAGAUCAAGAGUGCCUUGGUUGAACUGAAGCAAGGAAACAUAACUGCAGAAACUGUGAAAGCCAUUGUCAACAGUACAAAUGAGGAUGUGAACUUAAAAAAUGGUGUGUCUGGGGCCAUUUUUAAUGCUGCUGGAUCUGCAGUUGAAGUUGAGUGCGCCAAAAUUCGACCCCUGAGGAGCAACGAUGCAGGAGUGACCAGCGGAGGAAGCCUGCAGUGUGACUUCAUCAUCCACAUAGUAGGCCCGAAAAGUGUGGAGCAGGCUGUUGAGCGUGUGAAGAAUGUGCUGAAGCACUGUGAGGAUAAAAAUAUCCCCUCCGUGUCAUUCCCUGCGAUUGGAACUGGCGGGGGUGGAAUGAAAUUCCAAGAUUCUGUUUUUGCUCUGCUGUCUGGCAUUGAAGCCCAUUUUUCAAAGCAUAAAUUCAGUGCUCUGAAGCAGAUCUACCUAGUGGUUGACCAGGUCAAGGCCAUGAAAGAGUGUCAGCAGGUCCUCCUUUCCUGGACACAGGUGACACAAGAUAUGGUUGAUGAUGACGACAGCAGUAAUGACUCUUCCGGUGACGAAGAUAACUCAGGAGCGACCACUGCUGAAAUGUUGAUCAGGCCGGUGAAAGUGAAACUGUUUUGUGGUGACAUAACAAAGGAAAAAACGGAUGCUAUCGUCAGUAGUACCAACACUAGCCUGAAUCUCAAUUCAGGUGUGUCAGGAGCUAUUCUCAGUGCAGCUGGACAAACAGUGGUUGAUGAAUGCAACAAUUUAGGUAAUCAACCUGGUGAUGGUGUGGUCAUCACCAAACCUGGCAACCUUGCAGCAAAACACAUCAUUCACAUGGUGGGCCAGACCAAGUCGAAAGACAUUAUCAGCUCCAUGCUCAAGGUCUUCAAGAUGUGCGAGGACCAUAAAAUCCAGUCGGUUUCCUUUCCAGCACUUGGCACAGGUGUUGGAAAACUGUGUGCUGUGGAUGUUGGCAAUGCAAUGGUCACUGCAGUAGAAGAACACAUAAAAAUGACCAAAACAACGUCCCUUAAGGAUGUUCAUAUAGUGAUUUUCCAAACCACCAUGUUCCAGGAUUUUCGGAAGAGCUUGAAGAAAUGUAAGAAAGUGACACCAAUGGUUAAAAAACUGACAGCACAGGCAAAAAUAAGUGCCUCCCAGGGAGGAUCUGUGGCCCCUACCCAGCAGCCUUCCAUGUGUCUGGCAGGUGCCUGCGGGGAUGUGUCCUUCCCCAAAGUGGAGGUUGAGGUUCUUGGCUGCUGUUCGAGUGACCUGGCAAACGUCAAAAAACUUGUGGAUGACCUGGUGACGAAAGAGUGGAAGCUGCACCAGAUCAGCUCCCCCUACCUGACCCUCCUCCUCCCCUCAGAGAAACAGGCCAUCGUGGCUCUCAGCCGGAGCCUCCAGGUGUGCGUCAGUGUGUCGGCCCCGGACAAGGCCACCGUGUCAGGGAAGGAGGCCGACGUCCUGACCAUGGUUCUCCAGAUCGAGAAGGAUCUGCAAAAGGCCAAGGAGCGUGCGACCCGGCAGGAAGAAGAGAAGAGGCUGUGGAAGACGGUGCGUUGGGAGGUCUACGACAGGGAGGCCUGGGCAGAACUGGACCCCUCUGUCAGUAUAGAUCUUGAGCACGCCCUGCAUAAGAAAGAGCAGUGCAUCAGCUACACCCUGCAGAACCAGACCUACACUGUGAACCUGGAUAAACUGGAGCGGACCGACAGGAAUGGAACCAUCGCUAGAAUAAAGAGGACCCUGAAGGCUGGUUCUGAAAUAGCUGUCAUAGAGCCACCACCAAAAUGGGAUAGGAUGGAUAACAAGACUCUGGACAUAGUGGAUCUGUCUCCAACCUCUGAACAGUACAAAAAGGUUCAGGCAAAUUUCCUGCAAACAUCCAAAGAUCCCACUAUGGCCACCCCUGCAACAUUUACAGUGGUUAAGAUCCAGAGGAUUCAGAGCAAAGACCAAUGGCAGAGAUACGCUUUGCAAAAACAGGUGCUUGAUGAGAAAUAUCCCCAUAACAAGAAUGAGAUGGACCUUUACCACGGCACUACAGCUGAGAUUUGCCAAAAGGUCAACAGCAAUGGCUUCAACAGAAGCUUCUGUGGAAGAAACGCCACUCUGUACGGCAACGGAACCUAUUUUGCCAAGCAAUCCUGGUACUCGUGCAACGACAAAUACUCUAACCCGGACGCCCAGGGGCUGAAGUACAUGUACCAGGCUCGGGUGCUGGUGGGGAAGCCCUGCCUGGGGACUCCUGGCAUGGUGGAGCCAGCCCCCCUGGACCCCAAUAACCCCUACUCCGGCCUCCACGACUGUGCAGUAAAUAACGUCCAGAACCCCUUCAUUUAUGUGGUGUUCAGCGAUGCAGGGGCAUACCCCGAUUACCUCAUCAGCUACAAGGCUUCUUGAUAAGGGUUAGGGUAAGGGUUUCUUGACAAAGCUGCAUACCACCACGCAUUAUUAAAAGUAAUUACUCAAAUUUCAUUAAUUGACUGGCAUAUUCAAGUUUUUCUCUUUUCAGAUUUUGGAUAAUUCUUUUUUUCAGAUAUUUUCCCUUUCAUAUGAUGCAAUUGAUAGUUCAAAUUAGAUUAAAAUUGGCCAUUAUAUUGUACUUUUUGUUUGUUGUUUCACUGUUCUGUUGGCUACUAGACUACUACUACACCACUAAACUUUUCUGAAAAGAAAAAUGUGUUGAUGCCGUAAUCCAUUAUAAUUGGCUUUUAGGACAUUUUAUUCAAUGGCCAAUCAAUCAUGGUGCACCUUAAAUCAUGUCUAAACAAUAUUUGAAAAAAGCAUUUAAUCAUAAAUGUUGAUCACUUUCUUUCGUGACGUGUAAAUUGUCCUCCAUGGUUCAUUUGGUCAACAGACCGUUUCUAGAAUACAAAUUCAAAAUGCUGUAAAGAUUUUAGUGUAUGGUGUAAAAGCUCAAAUUGAAUGAACAAAAUGUAGGAGAAAAACCUCUGAUUGGUUAAACUAACAGGGCAUUUUGGGAAAAGACCACACAUUAGCAUUAGGAUGAUAUUUAUUGUUUAAAAGCAUACAGAAACUUGUUAAUUAAUAAAUAAUAACUAGAAUGUGUUUCGUCCUAAAGAACUGCGAGUGUGUGGUUGCUAAAAAGCUAACGUCCAGCUAACGUCAGCGCUAACAUCACCGCUGCCUGAACGUCGUAAAAAGUAGUUCAAUUCGGUGGGAAAUGACACCCAAUCUGGCAACACUGCCUGCAUGUCCUCCACACUCUAACCUCAGCGUAAAUCAAUGGUACCAAUUGAAAACGAUGCCGAUA